AUGGUUCACAGACACCACCACGAGUCUGCAGUUCCCGGCGUGAUCCCUGUCCCGCACGGUCCUGUAGACAGCGACUCUGAUCGCAUCUCAGAUGAGCCAAUCGCUUAUGCCACUGCCGACGAGCGUCGCAUCUUCAGCCAUGUAACCCGUCCAGAUGACUCCUACACAGAGGACGGUGUCUACUGGGCCGAUCUUCCCAUGUCUCAGCGCUUCCGUUUCGUCUCAAAGGUCGAUAACGAUGCUGCCAAAGAGGAGGCCAAGACUGCCUGGUCCAUGUUCAAGAACGACCCUCUAUCGCCAAUGUCAUGGUACUUCCGCCAUGCCGUCAUUCCUGGUGCUGGUCUCGGUCUUGAAGGUUACGUCCUCUUCUCCAUUGGCAACCUCGAGCCCCUUUUCAAGGCUGUUUGGCCUGAUUGCUGGGGUAAGGGUUCUACUACCUGCUCUCACAACUGGAUCGCCUCUGUGACCUAUCUCGAGAUUAUCGGCAUCAUGGUCGGCCAGGCCGUCGUUGGUGUUAUGGGCGACUGGGUUGGUCGACGAUGGGGUCUCAUUCAGGAUGCCGCCAUCAUGUUCAUCGGUCUUCUCAUGCUCACUGCUUCUUGGGGCCUCACUCUCCAGGGAUGGGUUAUCUGCUACGCCUGGUCUCUCUUCUUCUACGGUUUCGGUGUUGGUGGUGAGUAUCCUAUCACAGCCACCUCAUCUCUAGAAGGCGUUUCCUCUGGGGGCAGAAUUUCCACUCGUGAGGAUCGUCUGCACCGUGGACGCCGUGUCACUACCGCUUUCCUCAUGCAAGGCUGGGGUCAGUUCGUUAACCAGGUCAUUCUCAUUGUCCUUCUCGCCAUCUUCAACAACGGCAAGAGCUCGCCUCCCUACAGCGCCUCCGCCGCUCAGUACACCUUCCGACUGUCUUUCGCCUUCCCUGCCAUCGGCACGCUCUGGCUCCUCUACUACCGUACCUACCGUAUGCGCAGCGCUGGUAAGCAGCUUGCUGAGGCCAAGAAGCGCUCAAAUGUCACUGGUUACGAUAUAAACGCUCUUCGACACUGCUUCAGCAAUUUCGGAGGCCGUCUCUUUGCUACUUCUGGCACUUGGUUCUGCAACGAUGUCUUCUUCUACGGCAACAAACUGUUCCAGGGCCAGUUCAUCAAGGUUAUCUCUCCUGGCAGCGACUCCAUCUUCACAACCUGGACCUGGAACCUUGUCAACAUCACUGUCUCGCUGGCUGGGUACUACCUCGCCUCCCUACUCAUUGACAACAAGAUGUACGGCCGUAAGAUGAUGCAGCAGGUUGGUUUCUUCAUGUGCUUCCUCAUGUUCGUUAUCCCUGCCUUCAAGUACGACUACUACACCAGCCCUGCCGGAAUCCACUCCUUCCAGGCCAUGUAUUUUAUCUCGUCAUUCUUCAACCAGUUCGGUCCCAACUCGGUCACCUUCCUUGUAGCUGGCGAGGUUUUCCCCACGCCUGUCCGUGCCAGUGCUCACGGUUUCUCCGCUUGCAUCGGCAAGUCCGGCGCUCUGCUCGCCUCCGUCCUCUACAACUACAUCGAUGACCAGACCAAGUUCUAUGUCGUUCCCUGGUUUGGCCUCCUUGGCAUGCUUCUCACUUGGGUCUUCCUUCCUGAUACCACCGGUCUCGAUCUUAAGGAGCAGGAGCGCCGUUGGGGUUAUAUCCGUGAUGGCAAGGAGAGCGAGUACCAUGGUGUUGCGGUCAACCCUAUCCACCUGUCACUCUGGGAACGUCUCCGGGGAGUCGGCAAGAGCUACGACCCUGAGGCUGACUGGCGCUCCAAGGUCCAGGACAUGCGUGCUGAGUGGGAGCUCGUCCAGGCCAGCCGUGGCCCCAAGGAUACCGAGGGUGCCAUGCCCGACGACGGAGAAUUCUCUCCUGAGAUCCAUGAGUUUUUCAAGCGCUCCAGUCCCAAGCACAUUGGUCGUCGCGAUGAGUCUCUUAUGGUAGACCACGUUAAUGAGAAGACGGCUGUGCCGUCUGAAGAGCCAGGCUCAAAAUAG
Molecule: messenger RNA, 2010 nt
Organism: Fusarium sp. VM40
Lineage: Eukaryota; Fungi; Ascomycota; Sordariomycetes; Hypocreales; Nectriaceae
Source: the annotation of a GenBank genome assembly